Molecule: messenger RNA, 1452 nt
Organism: Fusarium coffeatum
Lineage: Eukaryota; Fungi; Ascomycota; Sordariomycetes; Hypocreales; Nectriaceae
Exons: 1
Coding region: 1-1452 (483 amino acids)
Biological process (GO): protein insertion into mitochondrial inner membrane from matrix; mitochondrial respiratory chain complex III assembly
Cellular component (GO): mitochondrial inner membrane
Molecular function (GO): ATP binding; ATP hydrolysis activity
Source: RefSeq, a predicted model, not a curated record
AUGGACGAAGAAACAUUGAAGGAAGCUCUUACAAGCUUCCCGAACGCCGAAAAGCCGACACCUCCAGCGGCAGCAUCAGGACUUAAUAUCAAUGCGCUCUUCGACAACCCUCUCUUUGCAGGCGGAAUAGGUCUCGCAUCUUUGGGAGCAGUUGCGGCCUUCGCGCGUAAAGGUGCAGUAUCCGCACUUGGAGCAGCCCGCCGUCGCUUGCUCGUGAAUCUCGAAAUCAGCAAGCAAGAUCCAGCAUACCCAUGGAUUCUAGCAUGGCUGUCUCAACCUCGCGAAACACCGGGUUUUAUCGCUUCUCGACUUACACGAAUACAUAAUGUCUCUAUCACUACCACCAACGCAUCUCGGACCGCAGGGUCUAGCGGACCUCAAAACGCGCAAUUCUUCGUACAGCCCGGCUACGGACGACAUAUAGUCAAGACCGGCAAUGUCUACAUUGCCGUGAACCGAGAGAAGCACAACACAGCGAAUAUGAAUACGGGUGAACCGCACGAGAUUGUGCAGUUAACGACGCUUUGGGCGCAUCGACAUGUAUUCGAAGAAGUGUUCAAGGAGGCGCGUGAACUGGCAGCAAAAGCCAAUGAAGGAAAGACAAUAGUAUACUCGGCUAGAGGGAUGGAUUGGCUGCCGCUCGGCGAUCCUCGCAAGAAGCGCCCAUUGGAUUCGGUGAUACUGGAUGAGGGUGUCAAGGAAAACGUUGUUAACGACGUACAAGACUUUUUGAAUCGACAACAAUGGUAUGUGGAUAGAGGUAUCCCGUACCGAAGAGGAUAUUUGCUGUUUGGGCCCCCAGGCAGUGGAAAAACUUCUUUUAUUCAGGCACUUGCAGGAGAGCUGGACUUCAGCGUGGCCAUGAUAAACCUUAGCGAGAUGGGCAUGACAGACGAUAAGCUGGCUUAUCUCCUUACGAAAUUACCCAAGAGGAGUCUGCUGUUACUCGAGGAUGCUGAUGCAGCCUUUGUCAACCGACGACAGCGGGAUGCCGAUGGCUACAAUGGCGCGACAGUGACCUUUUCCGGCCUUCUCAAUGCCCUCGAUGGUGUUGCAGCAGGUGAAGAGCGUAUUGCAUUCCUGACGACCAACCACGUUGACCGGCUCGAUCCUGCGCUGAUCCGACCUGGCCGAGUGGACUUGAUGCUUCGUAUUGGUGAAGCGACACGUUACCAGGCUGAGAAGAUGUGGGAUCGAUUCUACGGCGAUGUUGACAAGGAUCACUCCGGGCGAGAACGAUUCCUUAACCGAUUGGAAAAGUUGGGUCUGUUCGGAGUUGGACCUGAUGGGGAACCAUCGAAUCGACACACAAGCACUGCCGCAAUCCAAGGACUGUUCUUGUUCAACAAGAACGACAUGCAGGGUGCUAUUGAUAUGGCUGAAGGCCUCAUCCCAAGAAAGUUUGAGGCUUCAGAUGAGGUCCCAGAGGGAGCGAUUAAGACACCAGCUUGA